This is a messenger RNA of Coprinopsis cinerea okayama7#130, 969 nucleotides long. RefSeq lists its product as hypothetical. The transcript is spliced from 5 exons. The coding region runs from base 1 to 969 and encodes 322 amino acids. The record is from RefSeq and is a predicted model, not a curated record. NCBI's taxonomy places the organism in Eukaryota, Fungi, Basidiomycota, Agaricomycetes, Agaricales, Psathyrellaceae.
AUGCAGCCCUCAGUUAUCGAUAUUAUCAAGAGCCAGCGCGCUACUGUGCCUCCCGUCCUCACGGCUGACCUGUCAGGGAAGACAGUCAUCGUGACUGGAGGGAAUGGGGGCAUUGGCUACGAAACUGUGAAGCAUUUCGCGAAGAUGAACGCUGGGAAUAUUGUCAUUGCUUGCCGUAGUAGAGAGAAAGGCGAGGCCGCUGUUGCGACCAAGUUCAGUUCAGUCGUCGAGUUUUGUGAUAAAUUCCAGAAAGAGGAAGAAAGACUUGACAUUUUAGUAGCCAAUGCAUCUAUCGCAACUUUUGACUACCGCACCACGCAGGAUGGCUGGGAGGAAACUCUACAGGUCAACAACCUCUCGACGCUCCUAUGUUGCAUCUUGCUCGUUCCAAUACUGCUGAGAACGGGGGAGCAGUUCAAGUCUCAGCCCCGGAUCGUCAUCGUCGGAAGUGGUGUACACUACUACCAGUCCGGUCUUGACGAGAAUGUCAUCCACGCCGCCGACCCAUUGAAGAUGUUCAGUAGUGCGGAGUACUGCAAAAAGUCGGUUAUGGCGACUAGGUACUACGACAGCAAGCUGCUCAGCCUUUUCAUCACCCGUUCCCUCGCGGAAGUCCUCAAGAACACUCCGAUUAUCGCGAAUGUCGUAGACCCAGGCUUCUGUUACUCCGAUCUUCGACGGGAGGCCAGCCGCAUCCAACAAUUUGCUUUCAAGAUGCUUGAGAAGUUUAUGGCUCGGACGACCGAGGAAGGAAGCAGACAGUUGGUGUGGGCGGCGCUCGCACAAGAAGAGGGCGGAUUGAAGCUGAGAGGGGCUUACGUCGAUUCGAUGGCUGUCGUUGAGCCAAGUGAUUAUUCGAUCAGUCACAAGGGGCUCAGGGCACAAGAGGUGCUAUGGGCUGCGAUGGUCAAGGAGCUUGGGAAGGUUGAUUCGAGGAUGACCCACAUCCUGAACAGCCUUUCAACAUAA